This is a messenger RNA of Callorhinchus milii (elephant shark), 1351 nucleotides long. RefSeq names its product heterogeneous nuclear ribonucleoprotein L-like. Gene Ontology annotation, cellular component: nucleus. The coding region runs from base 210 to 980 and encodes 256 amino acids. Gene Ontology annotation, biological process: regulation of RNA splicing. The record is from RefSeq and is a predicted model, not a curated record. The transcript has 8 exons. Gene Ontology annotation, molecular function: mRNA binding. NCBI's taxonomy places the organism in Eukaryota, Metazoa, Chordata, Chondrichthyes, Chimaeriformes, Callorhinchidae.
UCUCUCUCUCUCUCUCUCUCUGUGUUCCAGAGGCCCCCAGCAAACGGGCCAGGCAGCCCGCCUUGCUAGGCGACGCCCCUUCUGGCUUCGGUAACACGCGAGGCUCCGAGUGCAGGAGGACAGGCUCUGGCUACCCACCUUCAUCAUAUCACAGCUAUUACGAAGAUGAGGAUGACUACGGGCCAAUAUCUCACUACGAGGGGAGGGGAAUGGGACCCCCCCCACCACCUCCUCCCCCACCAAUGGGGGGCUCGCGAAGAGGCCCGUCCCGGCGCUAUGGACAUCCGUACGGCCCCCCGCUCCCUCCCCUGCACGAUGAUUACGGCCCCCUGGCUGACAGUCCGGUGCUGAUUGUCUACGGGCUGGACAUGAAGAGGUUAAACGCAGACCGAGUGUUCAGCAUCUUCUGUCUGUACGGCAAUGUGCAUAAGGUGAAGUUCUUGAAGAGCAAGCCUGGGGCUGCUAUGGUGGAGAUGGGAGAUGGGUUUGCAGUCGACCGAGCCCUGACUUGCCUCAACACCAACAGCUACCUGUUUGACCAACAACUAAAUGUCUGUGUAUCCAAACAGAAGGUCAUAGUCCCCGGUCAGUCGUUUGAGAUGGAAGACGGCUCUUGUAGUUUCAAGGACUUCUCCAACAACCGGAACAACCGGUUCACGAACAUGAAGCAAGCCGCCAAAAAUCGCAUCCAGAAACCCAACAACAUGCUUCACUUCUUCAGCGCUCCUCCGACAAUCACAGAGGAGAUAUUCUAUCAGAUUUCUGAUGAGCUUGAGGUGAAGAAGCCGAAAAGUAUUAUAUUUUUUAGCGGGAAAAAUGUGUCAAAGUCAACCCAAGGUGAGAAGAGUUCUUCUGGCUUGCUGGAGUAUGAAUCGAAGAGUGAUGCUUUAGAGGCUCUUGUUAUGCUCAAUCACUACAGGCUAAAAAAUCCAGAUGGACCAGAUCUGUUCACUCUCAAGCUGUGUUUCUCCACCACCUAAUCCCGACUGAGCCCAGAGACGUCAAGGCCCCCUCAACGAUCAUUGCUUUCCACGUAAAACAAUUUUUGUUCCCCCCGAGUCCAAACGAUAAUUUUUUUUUUUUUUCUUUUUUUUUUUUAUUCACCGGAUGCGGCGGCUUCUUGGAGUACAAUUUGUAUGUUUUUCAGCCAGACGGCAGAAUUUUGUUAUACUCUGUCCUGUAGUUUUUCUUAGAAUUAUUGGUUAACAAACGUGUGUUGCAUUCCGUGAUUCAAGUGUUGAAGAUUGUGUGAUUGUUGAAUUACUGAAAGACGCACUCACUCCUGCACUGUGUAAAACUGUACACUAAGUGUGACAGCUAUUAAGUAUUAAGUAAAAAGGUCCUUUCAGUC